AUGGAUGUUCAGCUAUGGCAUGUGACACAUGUGGAGCCACUGGUGACUGCCAGUGGGUUAACUGCACAUCAACUGUUGGCUGUCGCAACAUGACGCUUAUGGCAGGCAACGAGACCUGCAGCAAUGUCAGCUGCUCAGCUGAACCCACAAUACCUACGCCUACACCUGCCUCGACUGCAAAUGCCUCUACGACUACUCCCCCUCCCACUACAGCGCCCCCUGCCCCUGUCACCACCACUAACGGCACCGCAGAAAAUGCAACUACUAUUUCAACCGUUGCCCCCACUCAAAGUGGUAACAGCUCCACCAUUACGCCUGCAUCCUCUACUUCAACUGGAACCAGCACAAGUACCACAACAGUUUCCCCUUCUCCUGAACCUCACAAGAACACCUUCGACGCUGCGAGCUUCAUUGGUGGGAUAGUGCUGGUCCUUGGCCUGCAGGCAGUGAUCUUCUUCCUCUACAAAUUCUGCAAGUCCAAGGACCGCAACUACCACACCCUUUGAAGCAGCCGCACUUUUGGAUCCACAUCACUCGACUUAUCCCCGCCGACCAGAGAAGAUUCCCCCGCUCGGCACGCAGUCACCGCAACAGACUCAAACAGUGUUUUCAAGCAGGUUUUCUAGAUCUUUGAUGUUUAUUCCACUAUUGGUUUAGGCCUGCAUUAGCGUCUGUAUUAAGGCAACCUUGCAGGUCUGCAUGUAUAAUUCACAUCGCACUAACGUGUCAAACUAAACAGAUCUCUCCAGUGAUAUUACAUUUAAGACUUGAGCAUAUGGAUUACAUCAUCUGGUUGCUACUCCCACCUCCUGCCGUUAGUCAUUCUGCAGAGACCAUUUUCCAGCAAAUUGAGGGGGUUUGUGUUAUUUACUGCCCCUCUCACCACAUGAGAGUUAAAGAAUUACUCAUACAUACAAAGUAGCUUUCCUGUCAAUGCUUGGGAGUUGUACAGCUGCAAACCGGUAGCAUUUACAUCAGUCGUGUCUUAGUUUGGAAACACUGUUUGAGUUCACAGCUAUUCUUUAAAUGUGACGACUGUGAUGAUUCAGUAUUGCUUUUAGAUCAUUCAAUCCCUCCCAGAUCUCUCUCUCCCCCCUCUCUCUCCCCCACCCCCCACCAUGCAGCUGUUUCAUGUAUAUGUGUUCAUAGAUGAUGUAAAAGAGGUGGGGAAUAAAAGCAACACUAAAUCAUCUGAUGUCAGACUUGAAAAAAUAGCUAUUCCUUCUGGUUAUUUGGGGUUAUUAUUUAGGAGUGCUGUGCGAUUUCUGCUGUUGACUUCCCUGGUUAACCCCCCCCCCCAAUAUUAGUUAUAAAGAGAUAUCAAAAACCGACUGCCAGUAGAGCAGCUCAAUGCAAUAAAUCAUGUAACAAGUUCCAUCUCAUCUCCCAUCCUUUAAUCUCCCAACUAUUAUUUCUGAUCUUUACCAACGUCAAAACUUACCCAUCCAGGUUGCUAAUUGUUGAGCUGGCCCCUUUGGUCUCAUGUUUUAUUUUUAUUUUUUUGGAGUUGUCAGGAAAAAAAGCACCUGUGGGUCAAAAUGAAAGAUUGUAGAAUAUUUCAUUUGUUUUAAUAAUGUAGAUAAUAUAGAGAAAUGGGGAGAUAAAAGCAAAUGGCAUGCACCUUCUUGAUGUGGACAGUGAUAGCAGUGAAGUGCCUUUAAUGUCCAGUAUGACUUAAAGUUAGACGUGGAAGAGGAUUUUCUGUCGAAUGAGGCCCGAGUGUUAUCGUUAGUUUAUGUUUCUGAGGAAGAAACGGUAUCGCGGUGCUGAUAUUGGUGAGGACCGUAGUAUCCCAGCUGGACUGAAGAGGCUUUUAUUGUUGAAGAAUACCGUAGAUAGUCGUCACUCGAGGGCCUUAAUCAGUCGAGAUUGAAGUUUUUUCCCUAUAAGUCGAGGACUAUAUUCAGUGCAUGAAACCUAUGGUCUUCUCACUGGUGACCUUGAUGAAUAAUUGAAGGCGCUCUCUCUCUUUAUUUGUAGCUCCCAAUGCUGCUCCCAAAUUUCCUCCCACCGCACUAUUUAUGUGUCAGAUGUGCGUUUAAUUUUGAAACACUGAACAAUGAGCUGGCAGGAAAUUUUGGACUCCUGUUGGGUGCUGUAAAUCUGAGAGGGGUACCUCGUUUUCUCUUUUCUUUUUUUUUUUUAAGAAAAGGCAAAAAUAUUGGAUUUAAUUUAAAAACUUGAGUAUUGGAGGGAGUGCAUUGAAGUAAAAACGUUGGCUUGUUUGAGUGCUGGUUUGGUUAAAUGAGCAUUGCACCUCUGAUUUCUGACUUUCUGUCGCAUAAAUGAGAGGAUUGUGAGUGAAGUGCAGAACUGCAACAGCGAAGUGGCCAUGCUAGAGCUCAUGUCAAGUUCUCUUAUUAGCUUGCUGCUAACUGUGAUUUUUUUUUUUCUUCUUCCCCCUCUUCCUCCAUUGUGUCCCUCCUGUACAUAGCCAUGUCCUGUUUUUGUUUAUCCUUUUGGUUUCAACUUGAGGAAAGGCUAAAUGAAGGAGUGUUUAUCAGUACAUUUUGCUUGUAGCGGCUCGUCAGUGUCAGGAAUGUUUAGUUAAACAGCUUUGUUUUUUUCUUUUCUUGAUUGCAUGCUGGAUGCUUGGAGUUGUGAUUUUUUUAUCCUCCCACUGCAUAUGCUCUUAAGGAUUUAGACACUUAAAAACCACUUGAUUAUUUGUGAUUAGCCCAUAUGCUAGCUGAAAGAAUUGCCUUGAAACAGUGUGCAUUAAGCCAAAGUCCUCAGUUUUGGCAUGGAAAUUGAGCAUUGCACUGACAAGCUUUGUUUUGUAACUUUGUCUUUGUACAUGUUUUCAUGAUUCAGCCAAAAAACAAAAAAACAACAAAAAAAAAAAUCCAAUGCUUGUAUAAAUACUCAGUCUUGAAUAGUAAUAGAUAGUGGAUGAAUAAUCACCUUGUUUUGUAUGACCACAAACAGUAAGAAAUUCAUGAGUGCAGUUUCUUUUUUUUCUUUUGGCUUUCAUCAUUUUAGGAGUACAUGUUUUUUCUGCUGCUCACCAUUAACACGCCUUUUAACCUAGUUACCUGGUGGCAUUAGGCUACAGCCCAAAGACCCAAUUAUGGUGAGUAGGCCGUACAGAGUUUGGCCUUAGCUGCACCCGUUUGUCCAUUCUCUGCAUGUGGAGAGCCUUCGCCCCCCAAAUUUAGAGAGAAAUAUUUGAGUUUUAUCCACAGCCGUCGAGCGCUACGCUGCGUAACCACUGAAAUCCAGUCAAAGCGCUCUCUGCUUUUCAACAUGCUUGCUGCAUUCCUUAAGAACACAGCAUCACAUGUUGACAUUGCCGUGUGUCCAAAACACCUCUGGUAUCCAUGGAUACCAAUAGAUGUCCAUUGUGUUGCCUCUCUGCAGCUUCUGCUACAAGUCCACUAACUCAGUCUGUGCACCUCUUUUUAAGGAAAAGUGCCUUAUUCAGUUAAUAUCCACAAAUAGUUGUAGUUUGUAAAAAAAAAAAAAAAAGAUAUGCCACACAUAUUAAAUAUCCACGGGACUCAGCACUUUCAGACCCCUGUGAAGUGUUUUUUUCUGUGUAUUCUGCUUAAAUGUCUUGUUUUGUCACGCUCAGCCUUAACUUCUUGAUCAAAACCCACAGAGCAUUUGCUUGUGACAGGCUGUCUAGGUAAUUAACAGGCGGCUUUUGAAUGCAGUUUGUGCGUUCAGAUGUAUCUUGUACUCCGUGGCUGGCAUGUCGGUAGCAUUUAAGUGCCUACAUUUUGACCAAUCGCACAUUGUAGGUGUUAAAAAAUGCUGCUGAAAUGGCUGUAACCAGCUAACGAAUGGCACAGUUUUCAAUUGAAGCCUGAUUGUAGCCUGGACAACUUCCCACCAGCACAUUGUAAUAAAAUAACUUAGCGGUAAUUGUGCAGCCACAGACCUCUUAAUGUUCUUUAACUGCAACAUUUUGUCCAUGAUGCAAACAGUCACGUGAUGACUUGAAGUUCUCUUUGGUUGUAAUUUUCAAUUGUUUUCAUUGAAUUACUUGUUUUCUUAGGAAUUCCUUAAGAAAAGUCCAAAUUUGCUUGGUCAUGGAGGGCUCUCCUAUCAGUUUUCAGCCUUGCAGUGUUCCAAGAGCAACAAGUUAAAAAGCUUUUUGAUUCCUUCCUUUGCCUCGUGGCUUUAUUGCUAUGUGCACACACACUGUAGUGCCAUAUAUUUUACCUUGUUGUGUUAAGAGGCCAUCAGUCUUGGUACGAUUAUUUUAAUUUUUUUCUGUGGCUUUGCUCCCACCCCAUUUUGAUACACACACACACACACACACACACACACAGCCAAACAUAGACACUUGCAGGUGCCACAAUGCCCCCCCACACCUCCAAACCCAAACCCCCGGAAAUGGUUUGUGCUUAUUUUUUUGCUCUUUUUUUUUAUUUUAUUUUCCUUCUUCUCUCAAACCUUUUUAUUUUGUGCCUUGUUUUUCUAGUGUUGCCUUUAGUUUCACGAUGUAAAACCAAUAAAGUUUGAAUAUUGUUAAACAAA
This is a messenger RNA of Morone saxatilis (striped sea-bass), 4485 nucleotides long. It is a transcript of the gene cd164, whose product is annotated as CD164 molecule, sialomucin. Lineage: Eukaryota; Metazoa; Chordata; Actinopteri; Moronidae. The record is from RefSeq and is a predicted model, not a curated record. Gene Ontology annotation, cellular component: cytoplasmic vesicle.